AUGACGAUUGGCGCGAGCGGUGGGUCGCCCCUGGGGGGCGUUCGACGCGGGGCGGCCACCGCCGACGCCGCAGGCCGGGCGGAGGAGCUCGGCCGCGCGGAGGCCGAAGAGCUCGGCCGCGCGGAGGCUGAGGAGGAGCUCGGUCGGGCGGCACACUGCGCGCGACCUCCAAACACGGCGAGGCCUAUGUCGCCAAAUUGCAGCAGUGGGGCGGCUUUGGGCAGGACCGCGGCGGCAACGCCUCCAGAGGAUAGCGCCGCGCGGAGCCGCCAGCCCUCCGGCGUGCGCACUUAUCGGCCGUGUGCGAGCAACGCGGCGCUGCGCCGCGCGAAUCUCUGA
Messenger RNA from Emiliania huxleyi CCMP1516, 339 nucleotides. RefSeq lists its product as hypothetical. Lineage: Eukaryota; Haptophyta; Isochrysidales; Noelaerhabdaceae. Bases 1 to 339 code for a protein of 112 amino acids. The transcript has a single exon. The record is from RefSeq and is a predicted model, not a curated record.